AUGGAGCGAUUCCCUUUUCCCAGGUGAGCGCCGACUCAUUUCGCUUCAAUAUUGAGGAAUGCUAUCGAUCUCUUUACGCUUUCAUUGCCUUUCGCCCGACAUGUUUUGCAUGGCGUUUAGUCAUGCAAAACCUCCACGAAACAUCCACGCAGCGCGCGAGGUAACUUUAUCCCGAUUCUAAAAAUAACUCAAGACAAAUUACCUAUGGAAUGGGGUGCGUAUGGGGGAUGCCUUCUCCUUCUCUUUUAUCCUCUCUUGUUCAUAUUUAUUCUCUGGUAUUCCUCAGAUAUAUGAACUUGGGAUCAUAGUUUGACUAGAACCUGAGUAUGAGACGCCUUGCGGUUCCUACAAAGUUGGAGACAUUCAUUACUACCCUCCGCACAGGGCGCAAAGCGCGAAUGAAAACACAGCGACAUAUAUGGAGUGUUACUCUUGCUGGGUGCCUAAUGGACACAAUGGACCAGCGCUUGCUUUAUUGACAAGAUAUCUUAGCAAUACAGUCCAACAAUACAAAUGAUCUUAAAAGUAAUAUCAAAAAAUGACAGAAAUAAUAUAAUUUCUACAUAACCGAACAUUUAAAUAAUAUGGAACGCGACAGAAAGUAGAAUCAAAGGAAUGAUACACUACCCGGUACGAAAACCCGGAAUAAAAAACCCAUUGGGACAAAAAAAAAACCGGGAACGUACUCCUCGAUCGAAUGCAGGGUGUCGAGUUCCGAGGAUUAGAGCUUCAGACUAACUUAGGAACUAAUAAUAAGUCUGGUCACCGACAAGACAACGGCUGUUCAAAACACGAGAUAGCCAAAAUCGCUUCUACGUUGAUAUUUACACAAAUAUUCAUAGCGUAUAAUUAAAUGUAGGUACGUAACCUCUAUUAAAAGACUGAGUUAUUAAGAACAAGAGGUUGACACAAAUGUGAAAAGAAUGCUACGAACCGUAAUGAAACAGCUUUUCAACUACUGCACGUUGUUACGUUGAAAAGCAUUUAUUGAUAACGAUGAAAUAACUACCAUUAAUCGGUGUACUCGGGAUAUUACGGGAAAUCUGCAAGUGUUGCAUUUGAGGGAGUCCGAGUGCUGAAGUCCGAGGCAGAUUUAAUAUUGCUGCGCGCAGGCAAGUUUAAAAACUAUAUGAUUUAAAUUUUUUCUGGCGGCACUUUUGUGCCACACAAGGUGAACGAUUUUUAUAAAGUUGGACUUACCUUACUCCCUUUUUUUACCUUGGUAGGUUUAUUCGACAAGUAGGAAGUCCAACAAUGUCAUACGGUUUGCGCUCUGCAUCGUUUUUGUCUUGGCAUUUACUGGAAGAGGAAACUGUCGCGGCACAUAAAAAAGAUUGUGCUAAGGCCGAUCGGGCAGUAAAUGGUGCACUUGCGAAGAAGAUAUUUUUUCUUACCACUAAAGUUGUUCCUGUUGGCUCAAGUUAGUUGUUGCACGCUCAAUUCUUAACUGGGAAUACAAGGAGCACAAUAAACAAUUUUGAAAAUGCUAUGGAUCUGCCGUUUUAAAAAAGCGUCAUCUCUGCCUAAUUAAAUAAAAGAUGACCACAUAAAUUGUAUUACAGGGUUUUCGUGGGAAGGGUUUUAAGCAAAAUAUUUUCAUUAAAUUAAAGUAAAAAACUGCUAGUCUGGGAAGACAUUACAAAAAAAGUUUAACGGUAAACCGUUAAUCUCAAAUAUAAUUGCUAAGGAAUACUGCCUUAAUAAAUUUUGUUGUGAGCUUCCUUGUAAUCUUGCUCUUAUCUUUGCCGUCUAUCUGGCGUCUUUGUAAUUAGUGUUGCUGUGGCUACUUUAUGAAGCUGUCAUUUUCUUUUUUUGCAGGCAUUCGCAGGCGAAACACAGAAUAUUUCAAUAACGAGGAAAGAGAGGUAUCAAAAAGCAAAAUGGCUUUGCAAUAACAUAAAUUUUCUCGAUUUUUAUAAAUGAUUUACUGUGGUUAAAAAGACGAGAUGAGGAGAUUUCUUUUAGUAGAGAACGAAAUUGGUAUUAUCAAGGGAAAACUGAAUGAAGUGCGUCUUCCACAUCUCGACUGAAAAACAUUAACCCCCUCCCUCCCCCACCUGAAAUUCCUGUUCUUUUCUUCCGGCUGCGGCAGUCAAGCGCCUCUGUGUGGUUACUGGAUUACAGGAGGGGUUGUGUAUUAAAGACGUUAGCUGGGAUGUGCAGUCCUCUUCCGUUUAGAAUAUCUUCGUCAUCGUGAAAACCCCCUUUCGCACAAAAAGUUAAUUAAGGGGGGGAGGGGGGUUGCGAGCCCUGCUGGCCUCUCCCUCUGUGCGGGACCUGUAUGGUUCGGCAUGAUAAACGUUCCCUAUUUUAUUUUGGACACCGUCAGAAGCAAGGACACUAGACGAAACCGAGUGUUCCAUGUAUUUGCCAGACAGUGAAUGAGACGACGACAAAGAUGAGUCGGAAACUAAAGCAAACGCAUUGGGGGCCCUCAAUUGCUUUCUGGUGUCAACUGGAAAGGAACCUUCUCCCUGCACCCACAAGUUCCAUGGGAAACCGCAAGCAAAAAACCCCAACCUUUUUAUGUUUCCAAGGUUAAGGAAGUUAUUACCGAAACUGUUCACACCUUAGCGCCAAAUCAUACAGAUAACCUUUUAAAAGCAACAUUAAACUCCAUUACAGCAGGAGAAAUCAACGAUCAAACGCUUAGUGUAAACACAGGUAUUCUUAUGGAAGUGGUCGAAAGCUAUAAUGAACUGUCUGAUCCAGAAAAGAGAAGGCAAGUUCUGAUUAUAAUUGCCGAUAUACUACCAUUUAAACGGCUACAAGAAUUGAUCCCAGAAGUAACCAGACGUACAUCAAGUGACUCAAGCGAAAAAGCAUAAAGAACAAUUCGGCUUCUGCCCCAGUAAGCUCUGGCCUUCCAAGAGAACGAGUUGAGUCUAGUAAAGUUGAUCACGUUAUAGAUUUUAUUACGAGCGGUCAUGUUAUUCAGGAUUUGCCAUUUGGGAAAAAAGAACAUUAAGAUGGAAAACGGAGAAACAAUUGAGAUUCCGAAUGUCAGUCGGCUAAUGAUUCCCAGCCGUGUUGUUGAACAGUAUAAUACUUUCUGCAAAGAGCAGGAAUUUGAGCCAUUAAGCAAACGAACCCUUCUUAGAAAGUCCACUUUAUGCCCGGCCUCAGAAAGAAAAUGUCUUCAGGGUCUCGACUAUUACGUUGCCGAUGGUGGAAAAGCCUUUGAUGAACUUUUAGUUGUCAUUGAGAAAUUUGAAUUACAAGGUUUGAAGAAGAAUCCUGUGAUUUGAAGCAUACCCUCAGGAAAGGAAAGCAAUACCUCAAGGGUGAAUACAAGGUAAAAGCAUUACUAGCAGGCUCCCCGACCGCGCGGGUGCGCCUGAUGGGAGGGAAAAUUAUAUAAAUAUCGUUAAGUGUACUACUGACGACUGGAUCCAAAGUGGCUAGAAUCAUAAAGCAUCAGAGUUAGAUGAACUCGUGCAGGAGUAACAGAUAACGGCAACUGAAAAAUAUGUAGCCCCCAGCUGAUGUAGAUGUCAAAAAAUUAAAUGGUCGUACAAUCCAAUAAAAAGAUCUACUUAGGAAGAUGAAACAAUGUUCAUGGCAAAGUGGUUAAUUUUUUAGCCCCUUCAGUUUCCAUUAAAAAACCUUAAGACUUUCUCAAAGUCUUUUAUCAUAUUUUAUUAUUUUUUGGGUUGUUAGAACCGGUUUAACGGUCGGCCUUUUGUCGCUUCGGUAUUGCGACCUCUUAAUAUGGGCACCUUCCAUCGUCAGGAGUUGAGGACCUGACGUGAAACAGGUCUAAAAAAAUCUGUCUGUUCCCAAAGUUGCCCCUCUGAUUGUAUAUUAUAUAUCUCAACUGGUGAGAUAUGCUAGAAUUUGCACGUCCAAAGUUGACUUCAUCAAUAGACUCCGUGGGCUUUCAUUACGACUCAGACAGCAAGGCUUUGAAACCAAUCUACUUCAGAAAUCAUUUAAUAAAUUCUUCAGUCGCCAUGGUCUUAUCGUCGAGAAGUAUGGUGCAGCCCUGCGGGAGAUGAGAUUAGCAAUCCAGGCUUGAAUUGCACCAUCGUAUCCUUACAUUACUUAUUUAUUGCAUAUUGUUGUAUCUCAGUUGUAUCUCGGUACGUGUGCGCGUACAAUUUUAUUUUGAGCACGCGCAUGAUUUGUUUAUUUAUCUAAUUGACGUGUACAUUUAGUUCGUUUAUUAACGUCUUAAUUUUACUUUGCGUUAUUUUCCUCACUUAUACAUUGUCCGUGACUGUGCUCACAUGGUGGGUGGCUCCUCCUAAAAUGUUCUGCAAUUGGUAUAGGAUUUAAUGGAGUCGAAACCAAUUGUGGAAUUGUACGCAUUUUAGGCAUCCUACUGAUGAACAGUUGCGACACGUAGAUAUAUAUAUUUUUAGCAACUAAGAUAAUUUGCAGUCUGUCUACUUUGAAUAGUGCGGUUCAGCUUAAAAUAUUGAAGGCAACAUUCGCGCGUAUUAAAACAAAACAAAUGAAAGGAGGGCGUUGUUCCCGUCAGUUUCCUUAAUAUCUGCAACAGUGAUAAAACAACAACUUACGUUCGCAGAAUUAGGUACCCCGUCAAGCAUUAACAUACAUUUCUAAUCGGAAGUCUCUCUUUCUUUUAACUGCAUAAAAUAACAGAAAUGAUUUUAUAUCUUGUAUGGGUAGGUCCACAUUAGUCAAACAAAUUCCGUUGUUGAUCACUGUAGAAAUUUUGCUCCGAGUGAUCCAAAUACUGCAGAGUUCCAUGCACCGUGCCGUGACCACAACCAUGACCUCCUCUGCAGUAAACGCGAAAGACUGAGUGGGCAGGUGCGUAACUUACGAGUAUUACCUUUUGAUUCUACCUAAGUGGCAUAUGAAGUCACUCAAUGCUUGUCAGUCUUCAAGCAUUCGAAAAAUUGGCGUUUUUAUAAGAUAUUUCUCGAUAUUUUCUUUUUUACAGAAGUGUUCAGUUUUAUUUGUAGGUUUUAGAGAACGGUCAUUCAAACUAAAGUGACAAACACCCCCUUUCCAACUGAGGAAGAAAGAGAUGACAAUCUUUUCGUGGUACAAAACGCUAUUGAAGCUAUACAAGUAUGGAAAUCACAUCGCAUUAGAAUGGUUAACCAAGAUGAAUGCCGCUUGAAAAUUAUUGAAAGCUUAUCUGAAAAUACCGUACUUAUUGUGCAGGACUUUGCCAUGAAAUUUUUGCCAGCUGAGUACAGGGAGGCACGGCCAGACUUUUUUGGAAAACUGGGAAUAUCAUGGCACAUCUCAGUAUGUCUAAGAAAGCGAAAAGACAAUCUUGAGGCUCAAACCCUUACGCAUAUUCUGGAGUCAGGGCUUCAAGGUAGCACUGCCGUGGUAUCCAAGAUGGAGCAAGAUGUCUUAAAGAGUUAAAAAAAAAAAAACAGCAUCCUGAAUUAACUGAUGUGUAUUUUCGACAAGUUAACACAAUUCUAAGUUGCAACGCCCUUAGUCAGAAGACCGGGAUCCGGGUCAGGCACUGUAGACUUUAGUGACCCACAGGGGGGGGAAGGGAGCCUGUGA
This is a messenger RNA of Porites evermanni, 5499 nucleotides long. NCBI's taxonomy places the organism in Eukaryota, Metazoa, Cnidaria, Anthozoa, Scleractinia, Poritidae. The record is from the annotation of a GenBank genome assembly.